GUUCUGUGCGGGGCGGAGUGGAGCCGAGCCGGAAGCGGGAGGGGAGAGUCAAACAGGAAAAGAAGGGAAGAAGGAAGAAGAGGGUAGAGGAGGAGAGGGAGGAGGAGGAGGAGGGAGGUGGCGGCGCCGUGGUGGAGGAGCAGGAGCAGGAGGGGGAUGGAGAGGAGAAGGCUCCUGGGUGGCAUGGCGCUCCUGCUCCUCCAGGCGCUGCCCAGCCCCCUGUCAGCCAGGGCUGAACCCCCGCAGGAUAAGGAAGCCUGUGUGGGUACCAACAAUCAAAGCUACAUCUGUGACACAGGACACUGCUGUGGACAGUCUCAGUGCUGCAACUACUACUAUGAACUCUGGUGGUUCUGGCUUGUGUGGACCAUCAUCAUCAUCCUGAGCUGCUGCUGUGUCUGCCACCACCGCCGAGCCAAGCACCGCCUUCAGGCCCAGCAGCGGCAACAUGAAAUCAACCUGAUCGCCUACCGAGAAGCCCACAAUUACUCAGCGCUGCCAUUUUAUUUCAGGUUUUUGCCAAACUAUUUACUACCUCCUUAUGAGGAAGUGGUGAACCGACCUCCAACUCCUCCCCCACCAUACAGUGCCUUCCAGCUACAGCAGCAGCAGCUGCUGCCUCCACAGUGUGGCCCUGCAGGUGGCAGUCCCCCAGGCAUCGAUCCCACCAGGGGAUCCCAGGGGGCACAGAGCAGCCCCUUGUCUGGGCCCAGCAGAAGCAGCACAAGACCCCCAAGCAUCGCUGACCCUGAGCCCUCUGACCUACCAGUUGACCGAGCAGCCACCAAAGCCCCGGGGAUGGAGCCCAGUGGCUCUGUGGCCGGCCUGGGGGAACUGGACCCAGGGGCCUUCCUGGACAAGGAUGCAGAAUGUAGGGAGGAGCUGCUGAAAGAUGACAGCUCUGAACACGGCGCACCCGACAGCAAAGAGAAGACGCCUGGGAGACAUCGCCGCUUCACAGGUGACUCGGGCAUUGAAGUGUGUGUGUGCAACCGAGGCCACCAUGACGAUGACCUCAAAGAGUUCAACACGCUCAUCGAUGAUGCUCUGGAUGGGCCCCUGGACUUCUGCGACAGCUGCCAUGUGCGGCCCCCUGGUGACGAGGAGGAAGGCCUCUGCCAGCCCUCCGAGGAGCAGGCUCGAGAGCCUGGGCACCCGCACCUGCCACGGCCACCCGCAUGCCUGCUGCUGAACACCAUCAAUGAGCAGGACUCUCCCAACUCCCAGAGCAGCAGCUCCCCCAGCUAGAGCAGGCCCUGCCAGCACCCAGAACUUGGCAAAGCAACCAGGGUAGGGGAGAACCACGAGAGAAGCAUUAAGUGACUUUCAAAGACUUUCAGAGUACAGCCACUUGGUUCCUUUUUGUUUGUUUUCCUCCUUCUCUCCUGCAUUUUCCUCCAUCUCCAGGUACAGUUCGGGGUGUGGAUGCCUCUCCUUCCACAAGGGCACAGUGCUGUGGAGGGCUAAGUUGGUUCUGUGACUCAUUCCUCAUACUCCAACUCCAUCUCCUUUCUUUAAAGUCAAAUCUCACCUACCUGUUUGGAUCAGAGAGAUGUGUUUUAAAAGCCCCCAAGGAAAGAGGCUGGGACUGUGCCCUGACAUGAUUCUUGGUGAUGGAUUAGGUUUGUGGUCUGAUUCUAGUUUAAGAGAACAUUGCUGUGUCUCAGUCCAGGAGAGGCAGCCCAUCUUGGCCCUGGAUGAAAAAGGAAGCCCACAGAGGCCCAGGGCUUGUCCCUGUGGCUGCCAGUGUCUGCCGAGCCAGCAUUGAGCUAAUCCUGUGGGAGGAUGAGAGUGCUGGGCCAUUGUAUGAUAGGUUGGUAGAGGCUUGUUGAUCUGUCAAAUUCCAGGUGACAAGAUCGAUACACCCCAUGUGCCCUUGAGGUGCCUCUUCCCCGGGCUCUGGCUGGCUGCAGGCUGGUUCUGGUAUGAAAGAUGAUACUGCCUUUUCCUUGUUUGUUUGUUUCCUCUAAAAACAAACAACAAAAGACAGCUGAAAACACGAACUUCGCCGGUGGGCAGGCAAGAAUUCUCUUCUGGAAAAUGACGUUUGUGGCUCUUUCCCAAGUUGGCUUUCAAAGAGCCUGGCUGCCGUUGAGCCAGAAGAUGUCUUGUGUGAAGGCUGGGGUGGAAGCUGUCUUGGAACCUCUGUGAGCCGGAGGCCCUAAGCUGCAACAGUGAAUAGAGGUGCAGCUCUCGGCCUCUCUGCCCUUUGGUCUGUGUUCACAGGUGACCCGUGUCAGCCUGUGUUGCAAGCACACGCCCUGCGGGCCUUCACGUCUCACUGUUCCGUAUGAGGAAACAGCGGACUGAGGAAGCGAUGGCCCCUGAGAAAGGGCCCCUGUUGCCUGGCUCUCACACAGAAUUUUGUCUUUGAUUCUGAAUAAAUAUUUUUUGUGGGUUUUUCUUUCUUUCUUUUUUUGGUGGCGGUUGUUGUUUGUUUUAAACUGACCACUUGGAAGAAAUACCUUGGUUAUCUGUGGUUUUCAUGCCUUGUCCCUGCCUCUGCCCCCACCCCUUUUGAGUCGGGUGACUCAUUUUUCUGUGUAGAGACCCGGUGGCCCAGGCAGGAGGUGAAAGCAGCCGUCCGGAAGGCCCUGGGGACGCUUGUGCCUGUUGCUCAGCUUCAGGUCACCAGCUGAGCUGUGACAGGAAAAUCUGAAUGGAGGCAGCAAACAGCCAAAACAAACAUUCCCCGCCCGGCCCUGUGCAUAUGAAGAGUCUAUUUCUUCCCCCAACUCUUGAACGAUGAUGAUAUUCAGACGAAGCAUCGAUGUUAUGGAAGAAAGGAAGAAAAAGAAAAAAAAAAAUAUAUAUAUAUAUGUAUGUCCAAAAACAGACAAAUCCAAGGCUGUGAGGUAAACAAAUGUCUGCAUUUGGAUUCCACAAAACCAAAAUCCGUGUUGAACAAAGUGAAGUCCGUACACAGUGACUUUUUGGGUGAGCCGUGUGUGUCUGUCCAUUGUGUGUGAGCCUCAAGCCCUGUUUUCCUGUGAAGAUACUUUGAGUGGCAGCCAUUCUCCCCACGUGAACCACACGUCUGGAGCACAGACAGCCCUCUCAAGGUCAUUGAUCUUACGCAUUUACUGUUUACCGAACAAAUGUCUGACUGUGUACUCGGGUGUACUCCGCAGCAUUGUCGACUGCAGUCCCCUGUGUUUGCCAGAUACUGUGCUUGAAGUAGAGGUUUUACUCUACUCAUCACUGCGAUUUGCACAUUGCUCCGUGGACACUCGGAGGCCUGUGUUCUGUUCCCUGUAAAUGGAAGCGUGCUCUGAGCCUGUCUGCCUCCCUCGGCUGCUGCUGGUCCUCGGUGCCAGCCCCCAGGGUUGUCCACAACCACGUGGGACAGAAGAAGGUGGAAUUUCAGACAGAAACUUGAUUGGGUCUUCAAUGACAGGCUUGGACUAGCUGUGGCCCAGACAUCGGCCCUGCCCAGAAUUGCCAGGAGGAGGCUUUGCAGGCUGUAGUGGGGCCACAGGGCCUGCCUCCCUCUGGUGAGUCCAAUAGGCGCAAGCAAGCUAGCAUGUGGCCAGAGGCAGCCAGAGUGUGUCACAGCCCUCAGAUGCCUUUCCUUCCACCGUUUUUUUUUUUUAAGGAUCCCCAAAUAACUCAUGAAGGGUCUCCAAGGCGAACAAGUUUUACCAAAAUGAAUCCUUUUUCAGUUAACAGAUCAAAUGGAUGAGUUCUGACCCUCUCAAGUUCCUUUCCCCAGUUAGAGUGGGCAACUGGGCAAGUGUUAACUGUGGGACUCACUGCAGCGUCCUACCCUAAAGGCACGAGAAGACAGAAAUGCAACCUGCGGAGCUGGGCUUGGUUCCCAAGUCACAGUUUGGCCCCCGAUACAGGAGGCUGCCCUGCUCAGAGAGAGAUUUAAUAGGGAGCUGAAGGAAUCCUUAGGGGGCCAGGGAGAUGUGACUGAGACUGGUUUUCCACGUGAAUGAGACGGGGUUGGUAGAGGGUUUGGUGCUACAGCCAGUCGGAAGAUUUGCAAAUGCGAACACAUUCCUGUGUGAGGCACGUUACCCUUUGUCAGUUAUUGUGAAUAUGUGUAUUUUAAGCAAUAAGAUUCAGCUGGUCAGACUUUUCUGGGCAGUCUCAGUGACGCAUUUCCUGUGCUGUGAUUGUUCUGAAGACAGAGUGGCUCUAACCACUGUGAGAAGCCCGAAUAAAAAUUGAUCCCAAAAAUGCUA
Messenger RNA from Piliocolobus tephrosceles (Ugandan red Colobus), 4190 nucleotides. It is a transcript of the gene WBP1L, whose product is annotated as WW domain binding protein 1 like. The transcript has 4 exons. The record is from RefSeq and is a predicted model, not a curated record. Bases 157 to 1248 code for a protein of 363 amino acids. Lineage: Eukaryota; Metazoa; Chordata; Mammalia; Primates; Cercopithecidae.